This is a messenger RNA of Lotus japonicus, 930 nucleotides long. RefSeq names its product putative F-box protein At3g16210. The record is from RefSeq and is a predicted model, not a curated record. Bases 1 to 930 code for a protein of 309 amino acids. The transcript has a single exon. Lineage: Eukaryota; Viridiplantae; Streptophyta; Magnoliopsida; Fabales; Fabaceae.
AUGGUCUAUGAAGGUGAAAAUUCAAAACCCACCCUUGUUGAUUUGAAGCCACCAUUCAUCUUCAAAAACAAUGUAAGCAACAUCGCACCUCAUGCUCAUUCCAACGACAUCAUCUACCUUGAACUGCUGAAUGCUCCCUACAACCCCAAUCAAAUGAUUCUCUGGAAUCCAGCCACCAGAGAGGUAAAGUUUCUUCCUUCCCCUCCUCCAAUGAAACCUGCACUUUGUAACUUCUUUCACGUGGCGCAUGAGUUCGGUUUUGAUCCCAAAACUAAUGACUACAAGGUCGUGAGCAUUGUAGUGGGUGUAGAAUUUUUCUUGGAGGAAUAUGAAAAGCUCAAUGGUCAAGUAUAUAGCCUUCGUUCUCAUUCAUGGAAAGUGGUUAACGUUGGUGUUUCUGCUAGAUACAUAGCUAAAUCCAUGUUUAAUGCUUAUUUACAUGGAGCUUAUCAUUGGUUAGCUGAAUCUGGUGGUGUUGAAUUUGUGCUGUGUUUUAACAUGAGCGAUGAUGUGUUUUGGAAAAUGAACCUGCCCAAAGUUAUAUCUCAGGAAGAGAACAACAAAUUUUACAUUAGGCAUUCAAAUAUUGUUGUUUUGAAUGAAUCUGUUUGUUAUCUUAGGGAGUAUAUGCGUUCUGAAUUUCAUUUUGAGAUUUUGAUGAUGAAUGAAUAUGGUGUAGAAGAGACUUGGGUGAAAAUGUUUAACCUUGUGCGUGGACCUUGUCCUGAAAUUCUUCUGGAGUUAUGGAAAGAAGACAAUGAUGAUGUUUUUGUGCUAGAAGGGGAAGAGUUUCAACCGUUGGUUUUGUACAUGAUUGGUGAACAAAAGGUUGUGAAAGAGUUUCCUCUUCGCUUAGGAAUUGAGCAACGUGCUUUUAGAAAUGUGGAGAGUGUUGUUCCCCUAUGUGGUUUGGUUCAUGAGGAAGCUUGA